This is a messenger RNA of Paramecium octaurelia, 999 nucleotides long. The record is from the annotation of a GenBank genome assembly. NCBI's taxonomy places the organism in Eukaryota, Ciliophora, Oligohymenophorea, Peniculida, Parameciidae.
AUGCAUAAUUAUUCUGAGAGAGCUAUUAAAUGGAUGAUGGUUUUAGGUUACUUACCAUCUGAUGGAAUUGAUUAAUUCUUAGAUAAGAUGGAAAAGAAAUAUAGCUAAUUUGUAAUCGAUAUCACAAAGUCUAAUGAGCAACUUAUCUUUCAAUAACUGUGCAAAUAUUCUUUGGAGAAUUCAGCAUAAACUGAAUAAUAGUUUGAAGAAUAAAAGCGUAAAACAAUUUCAUAGUAUAUGAAUAUUGAAUAAUAUCAACAAAAUGAAAAAGAUUACGUAAUGAUAGAAAUAGAUAAUAUGUAAUUUAUUCAGCAAUUAUUAGUCGGAUUUUGUCAAAAUAUGAAUUUUUAAAAAACCCUUGUAAUUUUAAUAUCGAAUAAUUAUUUUAUACAAAUCAUUAUACAUUCAAAUCUAACUAAAAGGAUGCAUAACCCACAACUUAUUUAGAUGUAUAGAAACGAAUUUUGUAUAUUUAUUGCAGAUUGCAUCCAAAUAUUGGAUAUAUAGUAAUAAUUUAUUUCAUAAUUUAUUUAGUCAGGGAUGAAUUAUUUACUAGCUCCAAUAGUUAAUGUUAUUUAAAAAGAAGCAGAUUGUUAUUACUGUUUUGAACUAUUAAUGGAAAAAUAAUAACAUUUGUUGCUGUAAUCAGAUCAUCAAAAAGGGUUAAAGGCCACAAUGAAGAGCUUCGAUGAAUUGAUAAAGAAAUAAGAACCCUAAAUUUAUGAUCAUGUAAAUGAAUUAGGGAUUAUUUUAUCCCAUAAUUUUGUUAGAUGGUUUAUCACUCUGUUUGCAUCAGACUUAGAUAUCCAAUUAGUAAUAGAGUUAUGGGAUAGAAUGUUAGUACAAGAAUAUUAAGAAUACUAAUUUAAAAUAAUCCUUGAACUAUUAAGAGCUUUGAAAGGAAAAAUAUUAAAAUCAAAUAUCAAUUAAUUCCUCGAAUUGAUUUCAUUUACGAAUGAAAAUUAAGUGAAAUUAAUAAAUUCUAUUUUAAAUAAAUGA